UAUAGAGUACUGUGAUUAUAACACAAUCAAGCUAAGUGGUUUCAAGCAACUUGGGAAAUAUCUGAUCUGGUGAAGUGUUUUGGAAACCAUGGAUGACGAUCAAUUUCGUCCAUUUAACUGUUCGACUCUCAAUAAAACUGCGAGAAGAGCAAUUGAGAGCCACGCUAAAAUUUUGCAAAAAGCACUUGAAAAUUAUCAAAGAGGACGAAGUACUACGAAAUCAAUUUCAGCAGAAGAUUCGUAUAAUAGGUGGUAAAUCUGCUGAAAAUCAUUUGGUCAGCUGUCUCGUUACCACUCUCACCAACCAGCUUGCCAAGCUAUUAACUUGGGAUCAACGUAAAACAGAAGGAAUUAAAGACACGACUUUUGUACAUGUCAUCAUGGGAACUAUUUCAAACAUGUAUGUUUCGGCUACUUUGUGCAGCUUAAAAAAUAAAUUUGCCGAAUGGUUGCGAAGAGCUGGGGAUAGACAUCGUUAUCACGAAAAGUUGGGACGUAAUACAUAAAAGUAUAUAAAAUUAAAAAAUAAUUAAAAACUUGAUGUAUUAAAAACUUAAUGUA
Molecule: messenger RNA, 561 nt
Organism: Wasmannia auropunctata (little fire ant)
Lineage: Eukaryota; Metazoa; Arthropoda; Insecta; Hymenoptera; Formicidae
Exons: 5
Coding region: 93-506 (137 amino acids)
Source: RefSeq, a predicted model, not a curated record